Anguilla rostrata (American eel) is the source of this 6224-nucleotide messenger RNA. RefSeq names its product pre-B-cell leukemia transcription factor 1. Gene Ontology annotation, molecular function: DNA-binding transcription factor activity, RNA polymerase II-specific; RNA polymerase II cis-regulatory region sequence-specific DNA binding. NCBI's taxonomy places the organism in Eukaryota, Metazoa, Chordata, Actinopteri, Anguilliformes, Anguillidae. Bases 439 to 1476 code for a protein of 345 amino acids. The record is from RefSeq and is a predicted model, not a curated record. The transcript has 8 exons. Gene Ontology annotation, biological process: brain development; embryonic organ development; animal organ morphogenesis. Gene Ontology annotation, cellular component: nucleus.
CAGUCCUGGGCUAAACAAAAGCGGCGGAUAGUACCAAGGCAAUCAAACCUGUGCAGAGGAUAUUCAAAAACCUGCUGCAGACGCGUAAGAGCCUUCGAAGAAAAAAGUCCACGUUUUCCACAAGCUUCAGCCAUCGUUGUUACUCGGGAUUAGCACUCAUAUUUAAAGUUGAACCUGAAUUUUUCUUUGCAGAGCAGGAGUGGCUAAAAGCAACAGCAGCAGUUCAGAUCAGAUUUCACUCAGACCAGCUGGGAGACAGCAAGACCAGGUUUUUUUGUUGCCUCUACUCCUUUCCCUCUCUGGUCCAAGGAGAGCACAGAGGGAGCGAGAGAGGGAGAGAGACGGACUGAGAUCCAAAGGAAUUUUCUCGGGAUAUUCCUUUAGCCCGAGAGAGAAGCGUGGUUGUCAAGCGGGAGUGAGGCAAAGAAGAAGGCUGAGAUGGACGAACAACCGCGGUUGAUGCACUCUCACGGAGUGGGCAUGGCCGGACACCCCGGCCUUUCUCAGCAUAUGCAGGAUGGAACUGGAGGGACUGACGGAGACGGAAGAAAACAGGACAUUGGAGACAUUUUACAGCAAAUCAUGACCAUAACUGACCAAAGUCUGGACGAAGCGCAGGCCAGGAAACACGCACUGAAUUGCCAUAGAAUGAAGCCAGCUCUCUUCAACGUCUUAUGCGAAAUUAAAGAAAAAACAGUCCUGAGUAUCCGUGGUGCCCAGGAGGAGGAGCCUCCUGACGCCCAGCUGAUGCGGCUGGACAACAUGCUGCUGGCGGAGGGCGUGUCCGGGCCGGAGAAAGGGGGCGGGUCGGCGGCGGCGGCGGCGGCUGCGGCGGCCGCCGGGGGGGCCGGCUCCGACAACUCGGCCGAGCACUCGGACUACCGGGCCAAGCUGUCGCAGAUCCGGCAGAUCUACCACACCGAGCUGGAGAAGUACGAGCAGGCGUGCAACGAGUUCACGACCCACGUGAUGAACCUGCUACGCGAGCAGAGCCGCACGCGCCCCAUCUCGCCCAAGGAGAUCGAGCGCAUGGUGGGCAUCAUCCACCGCAAGUUCAGCUCCAUCCAGAUGCAGCUCAAGCAGAGCACCUGCGAGGCCGUCAUGAUCCUGCGCUCCCGCUUCCUCGACGCCAGACGAAAAAGACGGAACUUUAACAAGCAGGCGACGGAAAUCCUCAACGAGUACUUCUACUCGCACCUCAGCAACCCCUACCCCAGCGAGGAGGCCAAGGAGGAGCUGGCCAAAAAGUGCAGCAUCACGGUGUCACAGGUAUCAAACUGGUUUGGAAACAAAAGAAUCCGGUACAAGAAAAACAUUGGGAAGUUCCAAGAAGAAGCCAACAUGUACGCCGCCAAAACAGCCGUCACCGCGGCCAACGUAUCCGCUCACGGCAGCCAAGCCAACUCCCCCUCGACCCCAAAUUCGGCAGGUGGAUACCCUUCGCCAUGUUAUCAGUCAGACAGGCGGAUACAGUGACGGACUGGCAGCGAGCCAGAUGUACAGUCCGCAGGGCAUCAAUGCAAACGGUGGCUGGCAAGAUGCUACAACACCCUCAUCAGUGACUUCGCCCACAGAAGGACCGGGAAGCGUCCACUCCGAUACCUCCAACUGAUCCCUCUACCGUACAGCCCCCCCACCCCCCCGCACACCCCUCCCAACAAGAACCGCAAACACUCUGCCUUGCCAGUGACCCCCCCCACCCCUACCCCCCACUCAGAGUGGAGGUAAACCCCCCCCCCCAGUAACAAAAUAGGAUUUCCCUUUCUUUCGGGAAUGCUGUAAAAACAAAACUGUACACACACACAUCUUGACAUUGCUUGUCCCUGGGUAUGAAAAAAUUAGGAAGAAACAAAACCGGUACUGUGGAACAUUUGCAAUACAGAUUUAGUGAGUUCACAGCAACAAACAUGUUUGUAAAGUUUUCAAAAAAUGUAUCUAGACGACCCAGUUCACCUGAGUAAUUAGCUCACACGUCAAAUGUCAAACGAAAUAAUGAAAGCAACAGGCAACACUUGCAUUUCAGUUUAAAUGCUUUCACACUACCUCUCUGCGAAAACAAAACAAAAACAAAAACAAAAAAAUUUUUUAAAAAGCAUUUUGUUCUCUGAAACUUUGUUACUACUUGGGAGUCGCGGUACCUGACCACUCUUGUCAUUCCAGAUGGUUAGAUUUUAAAGGACACUCUUCCGUCUCCAUCCGACGUUUAUCUUCGCCCGCGUACCUCUAUAGCUGCAGACGCCGUUUAUUUUUUCUGUCAGAGUAUUUACGUUGUCCCUUUCCCAGAGCUGAAAACAAAUAGCUUUUUUUUUUUUCAAAAAAAAAAAAAAAAAACAACAGGAAGAAAAGAAAGUCAAUUUGAUGUUUUCCCUAGAACAAACAGAGGGGAAAUUAUUGUCCAUUUUGCAUGGCUUACUGAUGCGACGGCGCGUCUCGAUAAACGCCGCGACUUUUCGGGGACGGGGCUGCAGAUCGUGAGAGGGCACCUAAUGAAGCCGCCAGGAGAACAGGUCCUGCGCGUCACCUCUCACCAGCGUAGUGUGUCUGCUGGGUGUGCCAUCCCAGCGUACUGAGUACUGUAGCGCAAGUAAACACCAUGCAUUAGCAGGGCUUUGAAAGUUUGUUCCGACAUUGCUGUCGACCCCCUUCCACCCCUCGUUUCACAAUUACUUUUUAAUUAUGGUUUACAUUUUCAUAUUUCUAUGAUGGAGUUGCAACAUAUGUAAGCUUCUAAAAACCUAACAAGAAAUUGUGCCAACGUAUGAAUGACGCACGGCGUUCCUUUUUCUGCUAAAGCAAUUGUCCGUCUAACAGGAAAAUUGCACUGUUAAAAUACCAUUAAUCUGUGUUUUAAAGUACAAGGCCUGGAGACGCAUAGCAGGAAGCAGGAACUGAUGAAAGUGGCUCUGUACUGUUGCUAAGACAGCCAUCUUUUUAUAUAAGGCAACAGAACAAAGAGAACAGGCAAGAAACACAUAAACAUUCAUACAGUAUCGUGCUGAAUUCUUUCUGCUCAGCUGAAGUUCUUAUGGACGACAUGCGCAGUCAAGUCCUGGUGUGUGACCAUAGGGCCUGGAUUCUCUCCAACUACAAUACGCCUUGUCCUCAAUGGCUGACUUCCCUGAAAAUCCAAGAUUUAACAUGUUGUUCUCUGUCUUAAAGUUUUCCAAAUAUGCUGAGGAAUAGCGCUAUGGUACUGUAAGGACAUGCUUUCAUAGUGCUUCCAUACGAAUGUCACGUUCUCGUGUCAGUAACAUAACGCCCAUUUGAUUAGGUUUUCUCCUAUUUUCCCCAAGCUGAAUUAAGUUAGUUCCUUAACAUGUGUUGCGAUUUCCGAAAUGGAAAAAUUCUUGUCCAAGUAAUGAAAGAACUAUGACUUGCUCUGCUUCAUUAUUGGAGUGUUAAAGUGAAGCACAUUGUGAUUGGAUUUAAUAUGGGCUUGCAGCCGAGUUGACUUUUUUAUUUUUUUAUUAUUCUUCUUUUUAGAAUAUCUCCCCCCCCCCCCUCGGCCAUCUGGGUCUUUAUCCCUGAAUGGGGCUGUUGAGUGCCGGGUGCACACUGCCUCUUAAAAUCAGGGGUGGGGCCAUUUCUAUAACCCAUUCUAACAUAUCAGUACAAAAGUCCCUGUAAUUCCAGCCUUAUCAAAGUGACUCCUUCAAAAGUUGCGCUUUCCAGUGAAUACAUGAAAGGUCCACAUGAUCGGUGUGCCACAUACGAGUUUAAAUUUCCAGCAGUGAGAAUAUGGACUAUGAGAAUCAUCUGUUUCUGGAUUCUGACUGGUUCUGGAUUCGGUGCACACUCACAAUUAGUUUUGAAAUGCAAUAUCACAAGGGAAGCAUUAUAUAUACGAUUUAUCAUUUUAGCCAAAUGCUGCUGUUAACCAAAACACUUGUGUAAUAUGUGCAUAAGAAAAUGAUUUUUAAAUCAUAAGCUGACCUGUAAAAAGUUAUUGGUCUCGUUUCUAUGAAGUGCUACACAUAUGUGGACAUUGAAAUACACUGCUAGUGUACGUUUUGCAUCAUUGUUCAGUAUUAGCUCUGUACAGUACACCCUGUUUCUUUGCUGACCGUUUAAAACUGGUCCCACAAAGUUCCAACCUAAAAUCAGACUACUACUAGUUAAUUGAAAAUAAUGUUGUCGGAAAAUCCAAUACAGUUCUAAUUUCUGUUGAAAAUAUAUUUAUGUCUGUCGAGGGUCUUGGUAACUGAGUUUGUUUCUCAGCGCAUUAAAUCACAUCUUGCCAGAAUCUACUUAAAUGUGGAAGUCAUUAAGCUAAUAGGAUUUGGACAUUUCUACAGUCACUCUUGGCUCUGUCUAUUCAGGUAAUACCAGGGCACAACCAUCCAACACAAUGGCCCUGAGUUGACUUUCCUCUGAAAUGAGAAAAACAAUAAAAAAUAGGGUUUUUAUUUACCAAGAUUCAGUGGAAACAAGUUUCAAGAACCCUGAACAGUGCUCGUUAACAUAUUUUGCAAUAAACCAUCUUAUAUAUUGUUGAGCAGGCAAACAAAUCCAAAAUGUGAAAUCGUAAUGGCUGUGUUCCGUUUUGCUUCAUUUUGUCACUCUCAAAUUUAUGUUUAUGAAGUUUACUGAGUCCUCUACUGCUUGCCUUCCCUUACAUGGUUACACCUCUAACCAGACCAUUUCUUUGAUACCAAAAACUCCAAAAAUUUACAUUUGCCUACAUUAUCAGCUUUAUUAACAGUUCAUCAUAAGUAAAAGUUGUCUUCUGCCAUUAUCGCCAGUGCUAAUGUUUAUUGUGUGAAAGUUCUGGAAUUCACAGAACCUCAAAAGCAUUUAUAAUUAAAUCGUGUUUGUAGAACAACAGGAUUAAACCAUUGUGGAAGAGAUACCGAUAUGGAUUUGAUAUAUAUUUUUUGUGCGUCCUUGCAUUGUGGUUGACAACACGUUUAUUUCCCCAUUCAUUUUUAAAAGUUUUGCAAAUUUGCCGUCUUACCGUGUGGGACUAACACCAUUACUUUGUUAUUCUCAUAUGUGAAUUAGCUCAAGAAUGCUAUGUAUAUGUAUAUGUGCACCUUUGUUCUUGGUUUGCUUUGUUGAAAAGGGAUGGUGUCAAUUUUUUUCAAAUCAUUGCAGCUAAAUAUUUAAUGGAAGAUAGAGAGCGGAAGAGGGGGAGGAAAUUCUUGUGCGUUUUCCUAUAUAAUCCACUGGCUUUACUUUUUGUGUCCAGUGUGGUAAAAGUCACCCUGUCACGUUGCUGAUGAAGGCUUGUCAGUGUUGUUUUUUCGACAACAUUAAGUAAGAAAAAAUAAUGGCAUCUCUAAAAACAUACUUAAAUGCAUCUAUUGUGAGUGGGAAUUGAAGCAAAACCAUUUGAACCGUCUGACAAUGUAUAUAUAUUUUUAUAUGUGAUAUAGAUUUGAACGCAUAUGUUCCAAAUCCUUCAUCAAGUCAUUAGAAUGCAGCUAUAUUAUUUACGUGCUCUAUAAGCAAUUGAAGUCCUUCGUAGAACUGCAGAAAGAUUACUCAUCAUUCAUUAAUUCACAGUUCACACUCAAAUCUUUUAUCUCAAAGUAGCUGUACUUACACUUGAAGCUCUACUGUUAGUCAUACAGUAAAAUGGAAAACGUUUUGGGGUGUUUCUCCACGUGAAUGACCUUAUUUGCUGCAGAAAGUAUGCUUCAAUAUGAUUUUAUUGCUUGGAGUUGAAGUCCCAACCACCCUCCCCUCUGUUCUAUGAUGAAAUGCUGAAACUAUUUUGUUGACUGGGUCUGUGCAAGGACCAUUGAAGCAGAUCGCCCCUCUCCGAGUUAUUUUGUUUUAUUACAGUACUCUACACGUUGCCUGUCCAAUGCCACCAUAUUAUUAAAAGCUUCAUGUAAUGAUGCUUUCAGUUUUUGCAAAAAAUUAAAAAAAUAAAUAAAAAAACAAAAACAAAAAAAGCUGAGCAAUUUGUAAAACAUCAAAUGUUUUCUUUGUUGCAUGUCUUUUGUUCUUUAUUAAAAAAUGCAGUGUUUUGAAUGUUUCUUCUUUUUUUAUAAAGAUUUCAGAGUGUGAAAUCACUGAGCCUGACUUUGGCACAGUUUUAACUUUUAAGACCUCUGCAUAUGUAAAAAGGUAUACAAACUGAAACACAAAACUAGUGUCUUUUUGAUUCCAACUUAAAACUCUUGUGUUCUGUGGAGAAAAAAUAUCAAGGUGUAGGUUUUAUGGUCUCUUAAUUUGUACUGGUAAUGCAUACUACAAAUAAAUAGUUUCUUUUGUUG